Molecule: messenger RNA, 2037 nt
Organism: Myotis davidii
Lineage: Eukaryota; Metazoa; Chordata; Mammalia; Chiroptera; Vespertilionidae
Product: tyrosine-protein kinase ZAP-70
Exons: 12
Coding region: 44-1666 (540 amino acids)
Biological process (GO): innate immune response; cell differentiation; protein phosphorylation
Cellular component (GO): extrinsic component of cytoplasmic side of plasma membrane
Molecular function (GO): ATP binding; signaling receptor binding; non-membrane spanning protein tyrosine kinase activity
Source: RefSeq, a predicted model, not a curated record
GCGAGGCGCUAGGGCGCGCAGUUGGCGCGGGGCAGCGGCGGCGAUGCCGGACCCCGCUGCGCACCUGCCCUUCUUCUACGGCAGCAUCUCGCGCGCUGAGGCCGAGGAGCACCUGAAGCUGGCGGGCAUGGCCGACGGCCUCUUCCUGCUGCGCCAGUGCCUGCGCUCGCUGGGCGGCUACGUGCUCUCGCUGGUGCACGACGUGCGCUUCCACCACUUCUCCAUCGAGCGCCAGCUCAACGGCACCUACGCCAGCCGGCCGUCGGGGCUGGAGCCGCAGCCCGGGGUCUUCGAUUGCCUUCGGGACGCCAUGGUGCGCGACUACGUGCGCCAGACGUGGAAGCUGGAGGGCGAGGCCCUGGAGCAGGCCAUCCUCAGCCAGGCGCCCCAGGUGGAGAAGCUCAUCGCCACCACAGCGCACGAGCGGAUGCCCUGGUACCACAGCAACCUGACGCGCGAGGAGGCCGAGCGCAAGCUCUACGCGAGCUCGCAGACCGACGGCAAGUUCCUGCUGAGGCCCCGGAAAGAGCAGGGCACAUACGCACUGUCUAUGAUCUAUGGGAAAACCGUGUACCACUACCUCAUCAGCCAGGACAAGGCCGGCAAGUACUGCAUACCCGAGGGGACCAAGUUUGACACGCUCUGGCAGCUGGUGGAGUACCUGAAGCUGAAGGCGGACGGGCUCAUCUACUGUCUGAAGGAGGCCUGCCCCAACGCCAGCGCCAGCGCCAGCACAGGGGCCGCUGCUCCCACCCUCCCUGCCCACCCAUCCACGUUCACCCAUCCUCAGAGACGGAUCGACACCCUUAACUCAGAUGGAUAUACCCCUGAACCAGCCCGCCUAGCGUCCCCAGAGAAGCCGCGGCCCCUGCCCAUGGACACGAGCGUGUACGAGAGCCCCUACAGCGACCCCGAGGAGCUCAAGGACAAGAAACUCUUCCUGAAGCGCGACAACCUCCUUGUAGCUGACAUCGAACUUGGUUGCGGCAACUUUGGCUCCGUGCGCCAGGGCGUCUACCGCAUGCGCAAGAAGCAGAUCGACGUGGCCAUCAAGGUGCUGAAACACAGCACAGAGAAGGCGGACAAGGACGAGAUGAUGCGCGAGGCGCAGAUCAUGCACCAGCUGGACAACCCCUACAUCGUGCGGCUCAUCGGCGUCUGCCAGGCGGAGGCCCUGAUGCUCAUCAUGGAGAUGGCGGGCGGCGGGCCGCUGCACAAGUUCCUCACCGGGAAGAAGGAGGAGAUCCCGGUGAGCAACGUGGCGGAGCUGCUGCACCAGGUGUCCAUGGGGAUGAAGUACCUGGAGGAGAAGAACUUCGUGCACCGCGACCUGGCGGCCCGCAACGUCCUGCUGGUGAACCGGCACUACGCCAAGAUCAGCGACUUCGGCCUCUCCAAGGCGCUGGGCGCGGACGACAGCUACUACACCAAGAUGAAGGGGCCCGAGGUCAUGGCCUUCAUCGAGCAGGGCAAGCGGAUGGAGUGCCCGCCAGACUGUCCGGCUGAAAUGUACGCGCUCAUGAGCGACUGCUGGAUCUACAAGUGGGAGGACCGCCCGGACUUCCUGACUGUGGAGCAGCGCAUGCGGACCUACUACUACAGCUUGGCGAGCAAGGCUGAGGGCCCCCCGGAGAGUGAGAAGGGGGCGAAAGCUGCCAGUGCCUGAGCACCCCCUGCCCAGGGCCUGCGGGCCCCUAGGCCCAGCCUUUCCUCUGUGCCUUCAGCCCAUCCCAGGAUCCAGUGUGGCCCGGCCAGGCCAGCUCCUCCCCGCAGCUGGGCUGUGAGUGGGAAGCUGAGGCCGAGGCCCACACUGGUUAGGCAUGUCCUACCUGGUCACCCAUCCUUUCUGGCUGGGGGAGGGAUGCCCUGAGAUGGGGGUGGGGUUGUGUAGCCUGGCCCUGGGCGGGCAUGUACAGGGGGGCCCUGAGCCGAGGGGUGCUUACAACAAGGACCCUCCUUCCUUGCCCUGAAGGGGAGGACUCUGGGAGUCCUCAGGUGGCAAGACCUUAACCAUGGAAUAAAUCAGCUUCUCUCUUG